AUGGCUGCUCUGGAAUUGGCAUCAUCAACAGCCUCGCCGCUGCCCAACCUGAACGCAUCCCACGAUCCCGACUUCGAUUCCUUUUUAAACUUUGAUCAAACCGCCUAUCCCAUGUCAGAAUCGAUGAAGUCGAACCCUUCCCUUCUCUCUCAGCCGCCCAUGGCAACAUCAGACGCCUCUAUUCAUGACAUGAGCCAGUCCUUCUCCGGCCCCAGCCAUCAAUACGGAGAUCACCAACAACAAACUGGCUUUCCACCAGAUGCCGUUGCCCACGCCGUGGCAUAUAAUGAAAACUCGAUGGGAUCUUUGCGUGCGGGUCACCAAGGCUUCCCCAUGGUGGACGGCAAUUUCGUCCACAUGAAACGCGAACGGUCCGCUAUUGAUUUUUCUACACCGCCCUCUCGCAAUCAUUCGGAAAUGGAUAUCGAGACCGACAAUGCAAACAACAAGGCCUAUUUUCUCCCGCAUACCAAUACUAUCAAGUCCCAACAAUUUAUUGAUCCAAAUGCUCUAGGAGGCCAUGAAAUGUCUGUCAUGGCUCAUGCCGCACCGCAGGCCGGUCGCGUGUAUCCAGGCAUGCAUCAACAGCAAGCUGCCAUGGCACGCGCUGCCCAGCAGCACAAACAGCAAAUCGAGAUAAUUCGUCAGCAGCAGCAACAGCAGCAGCAACAGCAAAUGCGUCAACAGCAUGCCGAGCAAAUGGCCCACCAAACACCCACUCAGCCGUUUCCGACAGCUCGGCCUUUACGCCAAAUUGAUCCCGUUGUUGAAGAACGCAUCUCGCGUCUCUUACAACAAAUGAGACAGAAUAGUAUUGGCCAGGACAGCCACUUAUCUACUCCUACUUCGUCCGUUUUGCCCCAGAUGGCUAAGCUCAAAAAGGAUGAAGAUGACAUGGAUGAAGAUGAACGCUUGCUAGCCAGCGAGGAGGGUAAGAAGCUCACGAGCAAAGAGCGACGUCAGUUACGGAACAAAGUGUCGGCUCGUGCUUUCCGUUCGCGAAGGAAAGAAUAUAUCACUCAACUGGAGAGUGAAAUUGCAUCGAAGGCGACCGAGAAUAAUGAAUUGCGCAUGCAGAAUCACAAUCUUAUCGAGGAAAAUAGUCGCCUUACUGACUUGACUCGAAUGCUACUAUCCUCCCCGCACUUCUCGGAUGUCCUAAACGAGCUCAGUGCGAAUGGUUUACCUCCCCAAUUCCAAACUGCUCCCCAAUCUUCUCAACCCCACGUUCAGCCUCAGCCCCAACCGGCGGUAUCCCAGACACCCCUCCCCCUCACUGAUGUCACUCAAAGGCCUAGGCAAGAAUUUCCUGGUCACCAGCAGAACUUUCAGGUCAAUAUGGUGAUGGUACCUGAUAACCGUAUGGAUGUUUAUGCCGCCGGUUGGAACUCGGGGAUCGACAUGAACUACACCAACGCAUCUGUUUUUGCCGUCUUAGAAGUUCCAGAUGGUCCUGCUGUUGAUUUGGAGGUUCUAUCCGGGAAAUCUUCGAACUUUAUUGAACCAUUUUCUGAAUCUACCAAGUUGGAAGUUCCUCAGCUUGAGCGUCCCCCUAUCGCGGUAUCACCGUCUGCUGAAACUAUUAAGGGAGUCGCUGACACCACGUACGAGUUGGACGAGUCAGAUCCAUCAUUCGCUUUGUUCCUAGAAGAUGUACCUUCAACCUCGACUACUAGUUCACUUGUCUCAUUUGUUACUAUUCAAUCCGAAAAACCCUCCCACUACAAACUUGCUGUCGAACCAACAUCUAGCGAUAUUUCAGCGGCUUCUGUGCGCAGUUUUGAGCGAUUAUGUGCUAGUAUAGAUGCUGCAUUUGAGCGUGUUGACGCGGGGACCAAUUACAGUCACGGUGCUCACAACCCAAUCCGUACUUGUCUGCAAUGCUUGUUCUGCAUCAAUAUCUGCCUUCUCCCUCUUCUUAGCCAUCGGCGAGCUGCCACAUUGGCUUCCCUGCGAGGACUCGGAAGGGUCGCCUUCCCCGGAACACCUCGCCGAACACCACGGCGCCCAACGACUGUCAGCGUGGGUGGUGUUUUUCCCACAGUCUGUUUGACGUCUCGCUACUCGAAGAGGGUUUUUGCUCCCCCACGUGUUUACUCGCGCCGUCUUGCCGACAAUCACCCGCUGGCUGAGAAGCAGUCCGUCCUACCAGGCUUACACGUUAUUCCAGAACCUCUAAAUCCGUACAACAGCUACAACAAAAGUGGCUUGCCUUCUACCUAUCUUAUCCUUGACCCUAAAGGCAACCGCGAGAGUUCUACCAGCUUAUCUGGCACUCCAAGACCCAUGAAGUACUCAUACCAGGUGCUUAGCACCCCCACAGCUGAUACCCCCGGCACGAACAUUAUUCUUCAAUAUGAGGGUCAAAACUAUCUAUUUGGCCACCUUGCAGAAGGAACGCAGCGAAAUUUCGUGGAGAACGGUGUUUCGGCGGCUAAUUUGAACCAAAUAUUCAUAACCGGAAAAUCAAGAUGGGCCAACACCGGUGGUGUGCUGGGGAUGAUUCUCACAAUAGCUGACUCGUGGGCUAGUUCGAUAUCCGAAAUGGAAAAAAGUCGCAUGACGAAGAAGAAUUCUAAACAGUCUGGCAAUGCACAGUCGGAACCGUCUCAGCAGCUGACCAUACACGGUGGCAAAAAUCUCAAUCACACGAUCGCAACGGCACGCCGUUUCAUUUUCAGACGACAGGUGCCUCUCGUAGUAAACGAGUACGAUUCGGCCUCUCUCGCUCGCGAAAAGGAGACAGGCGGAGCGACGGACCCCUUCGCACAGCCCACGUGGUCGGACCAUAAUAUCAAAGUAUGGGCCAUGUCGCUCAGACCUAGUUACGAAAGACGUUUUGAGAGCCCCAAGUCUGGCUUUAAGAGUCCUCGAAAGCGAAGUUUGAAUGAAUUUGAAGAACGAGAUGAGCAACCCGCAACUUUGGAUCCUAAAGUCAAGGACCAAUUACUACGUCAGCACAUUGUCAAGCAAAUGCUUGACAGUGAUUGGAGGCUUGACACAUUGCAUGAAGAGAGAUUGUCGAAUGUCAAAAUGCCAGCCACUAUCUUUGUCCGGAAUGUUGUAACAAAAGAUCUUGAGCGAUAUACUGGACCGCCUCCUGGAAGUCCAGGGUCGGUGCCCGACCUGAGGGUUUUCGUUCGAAAGCCUUGGCCUGCUGCGAUGAUCGAGAGGCUUCCAGCGACAACCCCAUCGUCUGAAUCUAUGUGCUAUUUUGUGCGCAGUGCAGACCAGAGAGGGAAGUUUGAUGUACAAAAGGCCAUCGAAUUAGGCAUUCCAAAAGGCCCGGCUUUCGGCCAACUCACGCAAGGCAACAGCUACACUUUCCCAGACGGAAAGGUCGUCACUCCAGAUAUGGUGCUAGGGCCUACUCGCCGUGGUAGAACUGUUGCCAUUCUCGAUAUCCCUUCCGAGUUAUACAUUGACGACCUCCUCGCACGUCCGGAAUGGCGAUCUCAGACCGUGACUGAGACUUUGUCUGCCAUUUUCUGGAUCUUAGGUCCUGGCGUUGGCGAUGAUCCCCGUAUAAUCGACUUCGCGUCACGUAUGAAACACUGUGACCAUAUCGUCUCCAGCACUGACUAUUGUCCCAACCACUUGACGAUGGUAACUGCUGCCAAGUCGACGAUCCGUCUUGCUAGAAUUAAUAACGACAACUUCAUUGUACCGGUCCAUGAUAACGUUAUGCUUCCUCAGAGCGGAACACGACCCGAAGGUACAAAAACAAAUACCUCUUUAAUACAGAAGCUUCCUUGGAAAGCUGCAAGGCCGGGCCUUUCAUUAGACAUGGAACCCAAAUAUGGACUGAACGAGAGCACCGUCUACCCUAUAUUAAACACUCAACAGUUUAUUACUCGGAUGCCGAAGGCAGUUCAACAGCGGCUCUCUGUCAUCCAGCAGAGACUUCGCAAACCCUCUGUCAUUAAGAAGUUUAUUGAGAUGCGCGAGGGACUUCCUCCCCUAGCAGCUGAGUCUGAGGUCGUUACACUAGGCACAGGGUCGUCUAGUCCCUCCAAGUAUCGAAACGUGUCUGCUACUCUUUUGCAUGUACCUACAAAGGGAUACUACCUGUUUGAUUGCGGAGAGAAUACCCUUGGUCAGCUGAAAAGAGUUUAUAGCCCGGAGAAGCUUCGCGAGGUGAUGCAAAAUCUUCGUUUGAUUUGGGUUAGUCAUCUGCAUGCUGAUCAUCACCUCGGCGCCGUUUCCGUUAUCAAAGAGUGGUAUAAAGUGAACUACGGUCACGACAGGACUGCUUCUGAAGCGGAGACACAUAAUAUGGAAGAAAUUCUGAAGCAGAAGAGGCUAUGCGUGAUCAGUGACAGCAUGUUUAUCCAAUGGCUGGAGGAGUAUGCUGGGGUAGAGGAUUUCGGAUUUAAUAGGCUUCUUCCUCUUUCAACUAGCCAAUCUUCGGGCACGGCAGGAAAAGUGGAUGAAAGAAAGUCGACAUUCACUUACCGACAUAUCCGAGCCGACGGAACAUUUGCGAACGAAAGUCCUAAAGCGACAAGUCUGCAGUUUAAGGAUCGGUCAUCCGAUUAUAGUGAUUUGUUGAGAGAAAUGACGGGGCUUAAAGAUGUCCGCGCUGUCUUUGUCAACCACUGCCGUGCGGCAAUGGCAGUGACUUUGGAGUGGCACGGUGGUUUCAAAGUAUCUUACUCUGGAGAUUGUCGGCCAUCCAAGGCGUUCACAGAGAUAGGCAAGGAUUCCACCCUCCUUAUUCACGAGGCUACCUUCCAAGACGACCUUCGGGGCCAGGCCCUGGCAAAAAAGCACAGCACAGCAUCUGAAGCAAUUGAAGUCGGGCGGUACAUGAAUGCCAGAAUGGUGCUUUUGACCCAUUUCAGUCAAAGAUACGCCAAAAUCAGCAAACUCGAUUCCUCUCAUCGACCAGUCCCGGAAUUGAGCGACGCGAGAGCAGAAUUUACAAACCGAGUAGGCACUUUGGAUGUUCAGGAUAGCGGAUGGCCGGCCGAUGGCGACAUGGACGUCGGCAACAACGACGAUAUUGGUCUCUCGAUGGUUACUGAUUCAAGGAAUAGAGUGCGCAACUCGCCGAUGCCAGUAUGCAUAGCGUUUGACUACAUGAAAGUGAAGAUACGGGACAUCCCCAUAUCACAAAUGUACUCACCGGUCUUUGAGAAGCUGAUUGCACGUCUUGAACAAGCGGCCGAUGAGGAAUCCCUCGAAUUGAGGGAAAGGGAAAUCACAGCAAUGCAGGCCAAAAACCCGAAGAAGUUCGGCAAGGGGAAAGAAGCUGCAAAAUUGCCCUCUCGUCCUUCGACUGAACGGAAGCAUUCGGCGUGGAGUGCUAGUGAGUCGGAGAGCGGCUGGUCGGACGAGAGUGACCUUGAUGAUGAUCGCUCGUCGAGGAAGAGCAUAGCAUUGCGAAGCUCAUAA
Molecule: messenger RNA, 5397 nt
Organism: Talaromyces atroroseus
Lineage: Eukaryota; Fungi; Ascomycota; Eurotiomycetes; Eurotiales; Trichocomaceae
Exons: 4
Coding region: 1-5397 (1798 amino acids)
Biological process (GO): regulation of DNA-templated transcription; mitochondrial tRNA 3'-end processing
Cellular component (GO): mitochondrion
Molecular function (GO): DNA-binding transcription factor activity; 3'-tRNA processing endoribonuclease activity
Source: RefSeq, a predicted model, not a curated record